AUGCUCGUCACUAAAAUCAUCGCCAUUACAGCUAUAGCAGCUGCAAAUGUUGCUGCGAUCGCGAACAUCGACCAGACAGUUUCCGAUAUGCGCGAGAUUACUCACAAAUUGAGAGUCGCCAAGCGUGCCAUUGAGAGCUUCAACGGCGGCGUCCCUAGCGCGUUAAAAAUCGCCAAUGCUGUUUAUCAAGCCCACACGGCCUCAGAAGCUGCUCGAGAUCGCCUAGAGGCAUCUGAUCCAUUCUUGAGCGCUGAUGGCGAGCAAACAAUGGACGCAUACAAUAAAAUGCAGCCGGUACUGAUGGCUACACUACAAGCUGGACAGGAUAAGGCUCCUCAGAUCAAAAAAUCCGGAUUCGGUUACAUUUCCCGCGGCAUGAUGCACAGCUUGUAUUUGGAGAAGGCUCAAUUUGAGCAGGCGAUGCAUGGCCAAUUGUCUAAGAACCAUACCCAGAUGCUAGCGCCGUCUGUUGGAGAUGUUGAUGCGGAGUUUAAGAGAACUCUUGUGGCUUUUGAUAAUUAA
Messenger RNA from Penicillium manginii, 522 nucleotides. RefSeq names its product cell wall mannoprotein 1 family protein. Gene Ontology annotation, cellular component: extracellular region. The record is from RefSeq and is a predicted model, not a curated record. Bases 1 to 522 code for a protein of 173 amino acids. The transcript has 2 exons. Lineage: Eukaryota; Fungi; Ascomycota; Eurotiomycetes; Eurotiales; Aspergillaceae.